GAACGCAUCGAUAACAAGCUAAACCCUUCGCGGCCGAGACCGAUCGUUUGAGAUGGUGCAGCUACUUCAGCGACGCGUGGUCGACGCCACCUCCCAGUCGCUCGUGGAGAUCAAAGUAGAUCUGAAGCAGCCGCCACCCCGCCAGACGCCACCACCACCAACGUCCACGCCGCUGGCAGUUCAAGUGCUUCGUUUUCGGCCAGAGGAGAAAGAAACAGCCACAUCUCUCAAGAGAAAUCGCUUCGUGUACGAGAUCGAGACAUGCCAUCAGGAAACUGGCGACGUAUUCUGCACCGAGCGCCGCUUCCGUGAGUUCAAGCGUUUGCGUGAGGCCCUGCUGCUCGAGUGCCGUGACUGCCCUGACUGCCACCCAUUCGUUGAGAGGCUCAAGCAGUCGCGCCUGCCUCCACGGCAGAUGGUCGUGUUGGAUGUGAGCAAAUACGGAACUUCGCGCAUGCUGGAGCUUACGCACUUCCUACGAGACCUCGUGCAUUUCGUUAAUGAGAAUGCACACAAGUGCCCGCGCGAUGGCCCUGAUAUCGACAAGUCCGUGGGGUUGUUCCUCGGACUGGACUCGCUCACAGAAGUUCUGAACGGCAUUGCAAACCCCAAUACGGCAAUGCAAAAGGUGCCAAUUAAAACGCGCCAGGACCGGAUCGACUUCCGUGCAGCCUCCAUGCCCGACAUGCGAUUCUCGUCCUUAUCCAUGCAUCUAUCCGACGAUUCGCUCCGGCGUAUUCGUGCGCGUGGCUACUCGGAUGUUGUAGACCACCAAGCACCAAUAAAUUAG
Molecule: messenger RNA, 790 nt
Organism: Phytophthora infestans T30-4
Lineage: Eukaryota; Oomycota; Peronosporomycetes; Peronosporales; Peronosporaceae
Exons: 1
Coding region: 53-790 (245 amino acids)
Molecular function (GO): phosphatidylinositol binding
Source: RefSeq, a predicted model, not a curated record